Drosophila takahashii is the source of this 931-nucleotide messenger RNA. RefSeq names its product mitochondrial ribosomal protein L4 (gene mRpL4). Gene Ontology annotation, biological process: translation. Gene Ontology annotation, molecular function: structural constituent of ribosome. The record is from RefSeq and is a predicted model, not a curated record. Gene Ontology annotation, cellular component: ribosome. Lineage: Eukaryota; Metazoa; Arthropoda; Insecta; Diptera; Drosophilidae.
GUAUUUUUUGUUGAAAAAUCAGGGUUAAAGUGGAAAAAAUGUUCAAAAGCAUCCUAAAUACAUCGCGGCAGGUGCUUUAUCCCGUGGCCAGGACCUUCAGCCGCACCAGCCACCAAGGCAAUGCAGUAGUGACCGAAUCCCCGGUGGCCGCUGCUCCGGCCACAAAAUCGCCCCUGAUUCUGCCGCAAGAUUACACGGAUUACCUGCCGGUCAGCAGGAGCACCGCCCGGCAGGCGUGGAUCGAGAACACGGAUGCGGUGGCGGAGCGGAAGGUGGGACUAAUUGAACUGCAUCCGGAUGUCUUUGCCGCCCAGCCGCGGGUGGACAUCAUCCAGGAGAAUGUGGAGUGGCAGCGCAAGUAUCGUUAUGUAAGCAUGGCGCACACGAAAACCCGGGCGGAGGUGCGCGGUGGCGGAAGGAAGCCGUGGCCCCAAAAGGGCGGAGGUCGUGCCCGUCACGGUUCCCUGCGAUCGCCCAUGCUCAAGGGCGGCGGCGUGGUCCACGGCCCCCGAUCGCCCACCACCCACUUCUACAUGCUGCCCUUCUAUAAACGCGUUCUGGGCCUGACCUCCACGCUGAGCGUUAAGUUGGCCCAGGAUGAUCUGCACAUCAUCGAGAAUGUGGACAUACCCACUGGGGAUGCUGGGUUUCUCAAGGAUCUGAUUGCCGAACGGAACUGGGGACCCUCGGUCUUGAUCGUAGAUGAAGACCACAUGUUCCCUGCUAAUAUUUGCCAGGCCAGCGAUGAUCUCGGCUAUGUCAACCUGAUGCCAACCUUUGGCCUGAACGUGUACUCCAUGCUUAAGCACGACACGCUGGUGCUGACGGUUGCCGCAGUGAAGCAUCUGGAGAAGCGGCUUUUAUACCAACUCCAUCGCAAUGACGCCGCCAGCAAGGGCGGAAAGUUCAAGCUGGAUCAAGUGUAGAUGUU